Messenger RNA from Phacochoerus africanus (Common warthog), 1809 nucleotides. RefSeq names its product NADH:ubiquinone oxidoreductase core subunit S2 (gene NDUFS2). Bases 226 to 1617 code for a protein of 463 amino acids. Gene Ontology annotation, molecular function: NAD binding; NADH dehydrogenase (ubiquinone) activity; quinone binding. Gene Ontology annotation, biological process: mitochondrial electron transport, NADH to ubiquinone. NCBI's taxonomy places the organism in Eukaryota, Metazoa, Chordata, Mammalia, Artiodactyla, Suidae. The transcript is spliced from 14 exons. The record is from RefSeq and is a predicted model, not a curated record.
GAAGGGCCAGUCAGGAGAGGUGGAAAGCAUCGUCCUCAGCCAUGGAUAUUUAGGCGAAAAUGAAGCCCAGGUGCAGAACCCGGAUGUCCUCAGGUUGGCUGUCCUGCGACCCCGCCAGCUUCCAAGAGGGCCGCUGCGUUGUGCGAAUGGGCGAGAAGCCCACAAGGAGGCGCGCGCGAAGCACUUCCGCCCGGUUCUCCUUCCCGCAGUCUGUGGCGGGGCAAGAUGGCGGCGCUCAGAGCACUGUGCAGCCUCCGGGGCGUCGCGGCCCAAGUGCUGCGGCCCGGGGCUGGGGCCCGACUGCCGAUUCAGCCUAGCAGAGGGGCUCGGCAAUGGCAGCCAGAUGUGGAAUGGGCAGAGCAGUUUGGGGGAGCUGUCAUGUACCCCACUAAGGAAACAGCCCACUGGAAACCUCCACCUUGGAAUGAUGUGGACCCUCCAAAGGACACAUUGGUGUCGAACCUGACCCUGAACUUUGGGCCCCAGCACCCAGCAGCCCAUGGAGUCCUGCGGCUAGUGAUGGAACUGAGUGGGGAGAUGGUGCGGAAGUGCGAUCCUCACAUUGGGCUGCUGCACCGAGGCACUGAGAAGCUCAUUGAAUACAAGACCUAUCUGCAGGCCCUUCCAUACUUUGACCGGCUAGACUAUGUGUCCAUGAUGUGUAACGAACAGGCCUAUUCACUGGCGGUGGAGAAGUUGCUCAACAUCCAGCCUCCUCCUCGGGCACAGUGGAUCCGAGUGCUCUUUGGAGAAAUCACACGACUUUUGAACCACAUCAUGGCUGUGACCACACAUGCCCUGGAUAUCGGGGCCAUGACACCUUUCUUCUGGAUGUUUGAAGAAAGGGAGAAGAUGUUCGAGUUCUAUGAGCGAGUGUCCGGAGCUCGCAUGCAUGCUGCUUACAUCCGUCCAGGAGGCGUGCACCAGGACCUACCCCUUGGGCUUCUGGAUGACAUUUAUGAGUUUUCUAAGAACUUCUCUUUUCGGAUUGAUGAGUUGGAGGAGAUGCUGACCAACAAUAGGAUCUGGCGAAAUCGGACAGUCGACAUUGGGGUUGUCACAGCGGAAGACGCACUUAACUAUGGUUUUAGUGGGGUGAUGCUCCGGGGUUCAGGCAUCCAGUGGGACCUGCGGAAGACCCAGCCCUAUGACGUUUAUGACCAGGUGGAGUUUGAUGUUCCUAUUGGCUCUCGAGGUGACUGCUAUGAUAGGUACCUGUGUCGGGUGGAGGAAAUGCGCCAGUCCCUUCGAAUCAUCUCACAGUGUCUGAACAAGAUGCCUCCCGGGGAGAUCAAGGUUGAUGAUGCCAAAGUGUCUCCACCUAAACGCGCAGAGAUGAAGACUUCUAUGGAGUCACUGAUUCAUCACUUUAAGUUGUAUACUGAGGGCUACCAAGUACCUCCAGGGGCCACAUACACUGCCAUUGAGGCUCCUAAGGGAGAGUUUGGGGUGUACCUGGUGUCUGAUGGCAGCAGCCGCCCUUAUCGAUGCAAGAUCAAAGCUCCUGGUUUUGCUCACUUGGCUGGUUUGGACAAGAUGUCUAAGGGACACAUGUUGGCGGACGUCGUUGCCAUCAUAGGUACCCAAGAUAUUGUGUUUGGAGAAGUAGAUCGGUGAGCAGGGGAGCAGCAUUGGCUCUCCCCACCUACACACUCCAUCUGCGGAGCUUGUCUGUCGUUGGAAGUGGAUGGGACUGUGUAUGUAUGUGUGUAUCCAUGUACAUAAAUGCUUAGCUAUUAGGCUUUCUGUGCAUGUACUGGAAAAGGAGAAAUUAUAAUAAAUUAGCCAUCUUCUGGCCCCAUGCCCAAA